AUGCGGCCCCCUCUCUCGGCCUGCCAUCCCCGCCUUCGCACCACGCGCCGCGUACUGCUGGCUAACGUCGGCUUACUCGCCUUGCUCUCGCUCGCCGCGCUAGCCACCGCAGAGGACUACGAGAUUUCUCUCACUGACAUAGCCGCCAUUCACGAGGCCAACCUGCGCCACAGGGCCGUUAGGAGUCACCUCAGCGGAAAGCUAGGCCGCCACUCGAUUCCCGACGUCGUUUCGAUUCAGCAGGUCGGUGGCGCCACCGGAGGCGGCGGAAACGGAGCGGGGAGCGGUGGAAAUGCAUCGAAAGCGGUGCUGGUCGGCAAGGCGAACGGCAACUUCGCGUACACGUUCAACCCCGGCGUGAACUACGCGGCGUGGAGCGCGCUGCAAUCCGUGUACCCCGGAGACAGCCUCGUGUUCAAGUACCCGUUCGGCUCCGACGAGAUCUACCGCUUCGCCACGCAGGCGGACUACGAAGCGUGCAACUACGCCGGCGCGAACCGCCUGUGCCGCGAUGGCGAGGGCGUGCGCGGAUGCCGCGUGGGGGCGGAGCUAGGCACCAUGUUCUUCGCGUCGGGCAUGCUGGGCCGCUGCCAGCGCAUGCAUAAGGUGACCGUUCGCGUGAAGCCGCGGCCGUACGUGCCGCGGCGCGUGGUGGUGGGCAGGCCGACGGCGGCGUUCAAGUGGCCGUGGAACCCCGCCGUGGACUACGGCGCGUGGGCGCGCGACAACAAGGUCUACGUCGGCGACGUGCUCGGUGCGUUGCCGCCCACCGCCACCGCUGUGCUGCGGCCGGCGUGA
Closterium sp. Naga37s-1 is the source of this 798-nucleotide messenger RNA. The record is from the annotation of a GenBank genome assembly. NCBI's taxonomy places the organism in Eukaryota, Viridiplantae, Streptophyta, Zygnematophyceae, Desmidiales, Closteriaceae.